Carassius gibelio (silver crucian carp) is the source of this 1889-nucleotide messenger RNA. Its product is annotated as methanethiol oxidase. The coding region runs from base 267 to 1688 and encodes 473 amino acids. The record is from RefSeq and is a predicted model, not a curated record. Lineage: Eukaryota; Metazoa; Chordata; Actinopteri; Cypriniformes; Cyprinidae. Gene Ontology annotation, molecular function: protein binding; selenium binding. The transcript has 12 exons.
AGCGACUUUUCGAUCAGGCUUUUUAGAUGCUUUCCAUUCAAAGAAGUUGACAACAUUCCCCUGGAUGCAGUGCCUUUUUCGAUUUCCUAGGAUCGAGGCGCCAUUUUUUAUUCUCCAGUUGAAUACCUGGAUGUGUUUUUUAGGAUCAUUUUACAGUCCCACGUGGUACUCUCUCCAACAGAGUUAAUCCCAAAAGCACACGUCUGAAAGGGUUGUUAGUUCAGUAAGUUUCCGCACGUAAAAGCAGCAGCAGUAUCAGCGGCAGUAUGGCUUCUACCUGUUCAGGAUGUGGACCAGGAUAUAAAACCCCUCUGGAUGCCAUGAAAGGGCCUCGAGAAAAGAUAGUCUACCUGCCAUGCAUUUACCGCAACACAGACAUUCAGAAACCUGACUAUCUUGCAACCGUUGAUGUCAAUCCACAAUCUCCCAAUUUUUGCAAGGUGAUUCAUAGGCUGCCCAUGCCUAAUCUAAAGGAUGAGCUACACCAUUCUGGUUGGAACGCUUGUAGCAGUUGUUAUGAUGAUCCUUCCAAAAGACGCAAUCGUCUCAUUCUGCCUUCUCUGAUGUCCUCCCGUAUCUACGUCGUUGAUGUAGGGACGGAUCCACUGGCCCCACGGCUUCAUAAGAUGGUCGAGCCCAUAGAUCUGUUCUGGAAAUGCGGCCUUGCCAACCCCCACACUUCUCAUUGCUUAGGCAGUGGCCAAAUCAUGAUCAGUACCAUGGGUGAUCCCUCUGGCAAUGGCAAGGGUGGUUUUGUGUUGUUGGAUGGCGAGACUUUCGAAGUCAUUGGAAAUUGGGAGCAACCAGGUGAAGCAGCACCGUUUGGUUAUGACUUCUGGUACCAGCCUCGCCACAAUGUCAUGAUCAGCACUGAGUGGGGAGCUCCAAAAGCAUUGGGACAUGGCUUCAACCCUGCAGAUGUCAAAGCUGGUCAUUAUGGACAGCGCCUCCAUGUGUGGGACUGGACCACACACAAGCGGAUACAGACUCUGGAUCUUGGGGAAGAGGGUGCUAUUCCUCUGGAGAUCCGAUUUCUGCAUGACCCUGAUGCGGCAGAAGGAUUUGUGGGCUGUGCUCUUCAGAGCACAGUCUUCCGCUUCUACAAGACACGGGCAAGAGACUGGGCAGCAGAGAAAGUGAUCCAAAUUCCAAGCAAAAAGGUGAAAGGUUGGGCUCUUCCUGAAAUGCCAGGUCUCAUUACUGAUAUCUUGAUCUCACUGGAUGAUCGCUUCCUGUACUUCAGUAACUGGUUGCAUGGAGACAUUCGACAGUAUGACAUCACUGACAGGAAGAAUCCACGUAUGGUCGGUCAGGUCUUCCUUGGGGGCAGCAUUUUGAAAGAUGGACCAGUGAAAGUAUUGCAGGACAAAGAACUGAAAAGCCAGCCAACCCCACGGAUACUGAAGGGAAAGCGUGUGCAGGGAGGCCCUCAGAUGCUCCAGCUUAGUUUGGAUGGAAGACGACUGUACGUCACCACCUCUUUAUACAGUGCCUGGGACAAGCAGUUCUACCCUGACCUCGUCAAGGAGGGGUCAGUCAUGAUGCAGAUUGACGUGGACACAGAUAAAGGCGGCCUGAAACUCAACGAGAAUUUCCUUGUGGAUUUCGGAGCAGAACCACAUGGUCCCGCACUUGCCCAUGAGCUCAGAUAUCCUGGUGGAGACUGCACUUCUGAUAUCUGGUUAUGAAAUUGGGGCCAAGCCAUUACGUUCCAAGUGGGAGAAUUAUCAUUCCCAUAUUUUCACAACUGAGUGGAGAUACAAUAGAUAAUCAGUAUGAGGAUCAUGUUUAAUCUACAUAUGUACUAAAUCCUUAAUUAUAUUGUGGCAAUUAGUGAUUACAAUAGUAAAUCACUUCUCAAAUAUAAAAAUAUAUUUUUGCUGUCUUUA